GGAAACUGAAACUGUUCUCUCAGAACUGAGCAAGACAGCAAGCUGCUUACUAUGUUCAUAGCUCAGCCUCCACCUCAGAAAAUGUUCUCAGAUGCCAGUACAUGGGAGCAGAUGUUUCAAGAACUUAUCCAGGAGGAGAAACCCAGGGCCAAGUGGACCUUGCAGUUGGAUAAGAACAUUUUACCCGAUGGUAUGGCCCAGGGAUGGAGACAGUACCAGCAGACAGGAGUUGGCAGCUUCCAGUGUUCCAUAUGUGACAGACGUUGGGUUUCUGCCCAAGUGAAGAUACUUUACCACCUGCACUGGGAGCCUGGGCUGUCUCAGGGCCGGGUGCGCAUGAGGAUCUUCGCUCAGAGGUGCCAGAAGUGUAGGUCUGAAUUUGAGAAUCCUGAGUUCUCCACAGACAGCAUCCAAAGGAUUCUGGAGAACCUAGUUAGUUAUAUUUUGCGGAGAUACUAUAGACAUAGCUCGAAGAAGCCACCAUCAACCUUGUAUGAGAGGGUGCCGUUGGAUGGACCCCAUGACACAGCCAAUUGUGAGGCAUGCGCUCUGGGUUACCAUGGAAGGUGUGCCUUUGCAUAUGAAGCAAAGCCCCCCAGCCCCCCAUCUUCCCCACCAACGAGCUCCAGUUCUUCUGCACCAAAGAGCCACCACUUUCUGCUACACAGCUACGGUUUCUCCCCAGAAAAGAGCCACACUUCUUCCGCACCACUGAGCUCCAGUUCUGCACCAAAGAGCCACAGUUCUUCCCCAGAAAAGAGCCUCAGUGUUUCCCCAGCAAAGAGCCACAGUUCUUCACCUCAGACUUGGACUGCGUUUUUUGAGAAUGCGCAUAUUCCGGAACACAGAGAGCCCCAUAACACAGGGCUAUUAACGGCGUUGUUUCUUGCUGCACUUGCCUUGAUUCGUCUAUUCUUUAGAUAAUAGGCUUAUCAACUUGUUUUCAUUCUAUGGUUAUCAAUGAAGUGGAUGUCAUUUUAACACAUCAGUGAAUUGAUUUGAGAUCAAGUAAGGCCAUGUGUGUAGAAUAAACCUGGUUUCCUGGACAUGCUCUGAAAAUAACCUAAAACAUGACAAACACAUAAUGGACCCAAAACCAUAUUCAUAUUAAAUCACUGAACAGUUUGUAUUUGCUUGCUCAAUUAUUGUCAUUAAGCUAUAUUGAGUAAAUCUUGACAAGAACUAAUAAUCAUGAGUAUUAUUGUAAAUUUACUGUGAGAGACUGAAUAAUGUUCUCCCCCCCAAAAAUGUCCUUACCCCAAUAUUCUUACUGUAACCUCUAGAACUUGUGACUAUGCUACAGUAUUUGGAAGAAUGGAUUUUGUAGAUGUGAUUAAUUAAAAGAUUUUGAGAUAAA
This is a messenger RNA of Mesocricetus auratus (golden hamster), 1357 nucleotides long. It is a transcript of the gene Rtp4, whose product is annotated as receptor transporter protein 4. Gene Ontology annotation, biological process: protein insertion into membrane; protein targeting to membrane; detection of chemical stimulus involved in sensory perception of bitter taste. Gene Ontology annotation, molecular function: olfactory receptor binding. Gene Ontology annotation, cellular component: cytoplasm. The record is from RefSeq and is a predicted model, not a curated record. NCBI's taxonomy places the organism in Eukaryota, Metazoa, Chordata, Mammalia, Rodentia, Cricetidae. Bases 52 to 924 code for a protein of 290 amino acids. The transcript has 2 exons.